This is a messenger RNA of Octopus bimaculoides (California two-spot octopus), 4767 nucleotides long. RefSeq names its product dicarboxylate carrier SLC25A8. Gene Ontology annotation, biological process: transmembrane transport. NCBI's taxonomy places the organism in Eukaryota, Metazoa, Mollusca, Cephalopoda, Octopoda, Octopodidae. The record is from RefSeq and is a predicted model, not a curated record.
CUCCACCUCCACUAAAUCACAUGUGGUUGUCAUCCUUGUUAAACGACUCACACCACUUUCUCUUAUUCCAACAACAGUCAUUCAGGAAGACAGUUCAGUUGUUAACUUCUCACAAACAACCAAGCACCACAUUGCCUUAAAUUUAUUUCGUCUGGUUCUGACAGCUGUUAUCUUAAUUAUACAACAAUGAAUGUUAUUGAUGGAGUUGAAAGCAUAAUGAGAACUCUGCCAACACUGGAUUCAUACACAUCAACAUAUUUCACCUUUCCAGACUCUCAAACAUCAUCACAACAACAACAACAGCAACAACAACAACAACAACAACAGCAACAACACUUGCAACAAUAGUAACAACAAAUAUUACAAUUAUAAACUGCUGUGAUAUACUACACUAAUAUAUUCUUGUACUGCAAUUAUAUCAGUCAAAGAUUCACUACGUACAUAUCUUUCCAUUCCAGUAACAAGAAUCUAAAUUUAAUUAAUUAAUUAUCAAAUACAAGACAACUGUGAUUUUAAUUUUUAUAUAUAUUUGCUGCAUUUCACGAAGUCAAAAUGGUUUCAAGAACAUCGCCAAAUGUCUUAGAACCGUCUCUAACGGUGAAAUUCUUUGGAGCUGGUACAGCUGCUUGUAUUGCUGAUUGUGUGACAUUUCCACUGGACACAGCCAAAGUCAGGCUACAAAUUCAAGGAGAAACUGGAAACAAAACCAGCAAACUCGGAGUAUCGCCAACGACAGAGAAACAGGCAUUCAAAUAUAAAGGACCAAUUGGCACAAUCAGAGUGAUUAUUCAAGAAGAAGGUGCACGUGCUCUUUAUAAUGGCAUCAUUCCAGGUUUGCAACGACAAAUGUGUUUUGCAUCUAUUAGAAUUGGUUCCUAUGACAGUUUUAAAGACUUUUAUAGUCGUCUUUAUGGAAACAAUCCCCAAAAGCAACCAUCAUUUAUUGCCAAAAUGUCAGCUGGAGUGACCUCUGGUGCGAUCGCCAUCAUGAUUGCCCAGCCCACCGAUGUUGUCAAAGUGCGUAUGCAAGCACAAAAAGCUGGUGUACCAGCUCGUUACUCAGGCACAAUGAAUGCAUAUAAAACUAUUGCCACCACGGAGGGUGUCCGAGGUUUAUGGAAAGGAAUGGUUCCUAACAUUGCCAGGAAUGUUGUUAUCAACUGCUCAGAGUUGGUCACCUAUGACAUUGUCAAAAACUUCAUCAUCACCAGAAAUAUCCUAUCAGACAAUUUACCCUGUCAUUUUGUGUCAGCAAUAGGAGCAGGUUUCUGUGCCACUGUAGUGGCAUCUCCUGUAGAUGUAGUGAAAACCCGUUACAUGAAUUCCAGUUCUGGCCAAUAUAACGGAGUCUUAAGCUGUUCUUCUCAAAUGUUUAAAGAAGGUGGUUUUAUUGCAUUCUACAAAGGAUUUUUUCCUUCUUUCCUGCGACUUGGUUCAUGGAAUAUUGUUAUGUUCAUCUGUUAUGAACAAAUCAAGAGACUCCUGACCAACAAUAGGAUGUUUGGAAAACACUCCAGCCAAGCAUAGCUAUGACUGCGACGACAACAACAACAACAAUAGCAAAGUCAACUGCACUGUAAUAUUCGAGGCUUUACUACAACCAUGUGAUGAUGACAACAACUGCAAGCAUGAUGACGAAAUGAUAAUAAUAAUAAUAAUAAUAAUAAUGAAGAUGAUUUCUUUUAUUGCCUGUGAGCGUUCAAGAUAUUGGGGACCAUACAAUGCAAAUGAGAAUGAUAAAUGUCGAGGAAUUUACAUUGAUUAAAAGACUGAGAACAACAAUGGUAAUUAAUUAAAAGAAAAGAGCAAUAGCUAACAAUGUAACGCAACAAUAUAACAAGGAACUGUGGGAUAUGUGGAGUAAACAGGUGAGGUCAAUGAUGACGAGAGCAAUAAUUAACAAUACCAGACAAUAAUGAUGAAAACAUAUCCUAAAGUAAUAAUUAAUAAGACAUGAAAUCAAUAACGAUGAAAAGACAUUAUCACUGGAUGAUGAAUUUCUGCCAUUGAUUUUAGAGUGUGAAUGCCCUGUUGUUCAAUUGACUGGACAAUUUACUCAUUGAAUUAGUGAACAACAUAACUGUGUAUUCCACAGACAUGCAUGCCGUUUAUAUAAUUCUCAGACAUGAUCAGUGUGAUGCAAAUAUGAUAAGGUUAGGCCUUUGGACUGCUGGUACACUCAACCAGAAGGACUUCUCUGUGGUUUCUGCUCACUGAAAUUACACUCACAAAGCCUGGAAUGACCCAAGGCUGUAGUAAAAACAUUUGGUCAAGAUGCCACAAUGUGGGAUUGAACUCACCGCUUGGCCACACAUACAUCUACACAUUGAAAUAAAUAAAGAUAACAAUAUAACAAAAAAAAAAAACAACAACAGUGGGAUUUAUAGUCAGUAACUGAUAUGGAUUGUGAUGACUCCUCCAAUCCAUACCAGGUUGAAAAGUGGAUGUAAAAUGAUGAUAAAAUAACCACAAUGUUUCAAAAAAAUACAAGAAAGGAUCUCCAUAACAAAUGGGGUUUCAGAUGAUUUAAAGUACCUAGAAUGCUCCUAGAAUUAAGUACUGAGGUUAAUUUCAUCAACUGCUCCCAAAUUACAGACCUUCAGUAUAAGACAGAAAUUUUUUUUUAAUAUCAUUAUCUAAUAUAGACAUUUCUUAAACACCAUGUGUUUAUAUUAAACAUAAAAUUGAUGUGAUUAUAUAUAUAUAUAUAUAUAUAUAUAUAUAAGCAAUGUUAAUUCUCUAAAUGAAGUAUUAACAGUAACUGCACGAUAAAGUGUAGUAUAUUGCCACUUAAGUGUGGCUGACCCCUAGGGGUGGAUGUUACUGUUGCUUUUAGCCCCAGGAGGACAUCUCCUCCAGUUGGCUUAUCAACACACGACUGUGUCCUGUUUGCCAGGUGAGAGGGAUAACUUCCCUUGGCAAACAGGACACAGUCGUGUGUCGAUAAGCCAGCUGGAGGAGAUGUCCUCCUGGGGCUAAAAGCAACAGUAACAUCCACCCCUAGGGGUCAGCCACACUUAAGUGGCAAUAUACUACACUUUAUAUAUAUAUAUACAUAUAUAAUCAUUCAUAUCAUAUUAAAAAAUACAGAAAGCAUAUUUGGUAUUUUAUACUUUAUAAAACAUACACGUGUUUCAAUAAGUUAAUUUUUUCUUGAAAACUAUAUAAUCUUAUCAAUACACCUCAUCGGUGUUUAGCAAAAAUACAAAAUAUAAUGUUAAAUUGCUCAACAUGUAUUCCAGUCUUGCAAAUUAUCAUCAGAGGGGUGACGGAACCCAGGUUUGAAGGUGAAAAUAAACAGAUUGAAAAGUUAAGACCACACUUUAUCAUACAGCUAUAGACAAAUACAAAUACUCAUAAACAUUCCUUUACAUAUUCAGUUGAGAGGAGUGAAGGAAAGUGACUACAGUAGCAUCAACAGCCCCAACAAUGGCAGCUCCAGCAACCAUGUAUGAUUUUAAAAGUUUGAAAUCCAAAAUGUUUUCUGUAUUUUAUUAAAUACUAUUAUGUGACUAGUAUUCCACACACUGGCCUAUCCCAUGAUUUGAUGCUCCUCUAGCAUAACUGCCUUGGGCAUUGGAGUAGAGUAUGAGUCAUACUAAUGAACCUAAACUGUAGGUUCAAGUAUUAACAGUUCAAACUCUGUGCUGGUACACCAGCAAGUGUAGCUAUAAAGACUAGUGAUAGUCCGUGACACUGAUGAUGGUGAUGAUGAUAUAUAACGUACUGUUCUGUUAUUGGUAGUCAAUAUAAAAAAUGUCAUUCAUCCACCAAGAGAUGAAUACCAUUUAAUAAACUCAUGAUUAAAAUGUCAGCUACUAUAAGUGUUUAUGAAAUGAUACACAUACACACAUGUAUGUAUGUAGGUGAUUUUUCUGAGUCAAGCCAGUUGCUAACCAAGUGGGAAGAAUUUUGAGUUAAGGGAAUACACAGUGUUUGCAAAUAAGUGGUUGAGUUGGUGUGCUAGUUGAACUGUCGAUGCAUACACUCAAGCAUAUAUAUGUAGGCGUGCAUAAUGUACGUAUGUUUGUAAAUGCAUGUAUAUAUAUACAUGUAUGUUUGUAUGUAUAUAUAUGUACAUAUGAGUAUGUGUAUAAAUAAAAACUAACCACCUGUUUUAUCAGGGCUCCAUGCUGGAAUAAUGUUGGAGAGAGAAUUACGUGAUAUUACAAAAGUUACACAUUUUCUUUUAUUUUCAUUUCACAUCAGCAUUAAUAACUUUUAAAAAAGAGCUUUAUAUAAUUAAGACAAGGGGAAUUACUCUUGAUAAAGCAAAGUGGAAGUAACACAUACAUAAAAUUAUGCUGAAUAUAGGAACAAUUUCACAAAAAACUCAGCAUGCAUGAACAUUGUGUGGAGUUGGGUAGUGAAUUAAUACAGAGAAGAAAUAACUUUGUAGAAGGCCCAUGCUGCUGUGUCUAUGAAUAAAGGAUGAGCCUGUAUAUUUUCAGGAGAGAGAAUGAGUUAGAGAGAUCCGGUGAUUUAAAUAUUUGAAAAUAUUUGUUAUUCUUAUUUAUUUUUGUUUCUUUUUGUUUUUGUUAUCAUUUUUGUUGUAAAAACAAGUUUAUAGCAAUGGGAAAAAAUAUAAGAAAAUAUAUUUUGAUGGCAUCGGUGUGUGCACCGAUAUAUAUAUUUAAAAUUUAUAUAUUAUGAUGGUGUAGAUAUUCACAUUUAUAUUUAUAAAAGAAAAUGAUAUAAUACAAACAUAUAUAUAUCUUAUUUAAAAAUUUAAUAUUUUUUAAAAGUGAAUAAAUAUAUAUAUUUCAA